Molecule: messenger RNA, 974 nt
Organism: Carassius auratus (goldfish)
Lineage: Eukaryota; Metazoa; Chordata; Actinopteri; Cypriniformes; Cyprinidae
Product: helix-loop-helix protein 2-like
Exons: 2
Coding region: 566-934 (122 amino acids)
Biological process (GO): regulation of transcription by RNA polymerase II
Molecular function (GO): DNA-binding transcription factor activity, RNA polymerase II-specific; RNA polymerase II cis-regulatory region sequence-specific DNA binding; protein dimerization activity
Source: RefSeq, a predicted model, not a curated record
AGCGAGCGAGAGAGCAAGAGAGAGAGAGAGGGAGACUUUAAAGGGAGCCAGCGGAAUGUUAUCUCUCAAAUCAUCCGAGGCACGAGGACCAGCACGCGUGGCUGUUAGGAUGACUGGAGCAAUGUUGCACUAAUCCACGGGAAACAGAAAGGACAGCCUGAGACGAUACUUUCGUAUAUCUAAUCGAUCUUAUCUGAGGACGCGUGUCCAUUGUUAGCCACACACGGGUCAGAGGGCAACACAUCUCCGAGCGUGCGUUGCCGGUCCUUAUAUUUAUAUCCAUUCUGUAACUCUGCUUACGGGAAUUUCAUGAUAUAUCAACACAAAUCAUCGUUGCCAACUGCGAGAAAUAAGUGACGAGGAAAGUAUUACUAAAAUAUGCUGUUGCUGAUGCUGAAAUAAAUAUUCAGAAAGCGCAAUGGACAGAUGAACAUGAAUCAGUGACUGAAAACAGACUUGAUAAAGGGGAUUUGAGGGAAUAAAUUGAUUCUCCUCCAAUUCAUCAUCAACAGAGGGCAGUUAACAAUCAGUGCACCACUGAAGCCUUGAUCAAACGGAUCUGAAAAUGAUGCUGAGUCCCGAUCAGACGGAUCCUGACCUCACCUGGACACAACCGGACGAGGAAUGUCUGAACGUCAUGAAGGUGGAGUGUGUGGCCCACGAGCCCUUAGAGGCCGAGGAUGGCAAGACUCGCGCACUCGUGCCAGCCGCGCUCACCAGAGAGGAGAAGAGACGGAGGAGGCGCGCGACCGCCAAAUACCGUUCUGCGCAUGCCACGCGCGAGCGCAUCCGAGUGGAAGCGUUCAACGUAGCGUUCGCUGAGCUGAGAAAGCUGCUACCAACACUUCCACCCGACAAAAAGCUGUCAAAAAUCGAAAUACUUCGCCUAGCUAUAUGUUACAUUUCUUAUCUUAACCACGUUUUGGACGUUUAAACGAACAUUUACCAGUACCUUAUAACAAAACCCUACAAAU